Messenger RNA from Centropristis striata (black sea bass), 3078 nucleotides. RefSeq names its product high-affinity choline transporter 1-like. The coding region runs from base 265 to 1935 and encodes 556 amino acids. Gene Ontology annotation, biological process: acetylcholine biosynthetic process; transmembrane transport; choline transport. The record is from RefSeq and is a predicted model, not a curated record. NCBI's taxonomy places the organism in Eukaryota, Metazoa, Chordata, Actinopteri, Perciformes, Serranidae. Gene Ontology annotation, molecular function: choline:sodium symporter activity. Gene Ontology annotation, cellular component: plasma membrane. The transcript is spliced from 8 exons.
UCAAUUAUUUCAUGCACAUUUUUGCAGUUGCCCUCUUAGAAUAAAAAGUGAGGCUGAGGCUACAAUCAAAAAUAGUUUAUACAGUGAUAAUAAAGCUAUUUUGCUCAAUACAAACAUUUUCUCGCUUUGCUCCACUCAGAUUGACUCCUGAGUGGUUUGUUUUUCUAUUCAGGCGGUUUUACUGGGUUUUUAAACACCCCACCAAGACCUCUAACUGGAAUCUGGUUCAUCUUGUUGCACCUUGGAAAAACUUCUCAGAGCACAAUGAGCCUGAACGUGCCAGGAUUGGUGGUGACGUUGCUCUUCUACCUGCUGGUGCUGGGCACCGGUAUCUGGGCCUCCAUGAAGUCCAAGCGGCUGCAGAAGAGCAGCCAGGCAGACCGAACAGAGAUCACCUUGCUGGGCAACAGAGGGAUCAGCCUGGUGGUGGGAGUCUUCACAAUGACAGCUACAUUCGUUGGAGGGGGCUUCAUCGUUGGUCUGACGGAGGCGGUGUACUCUCCAGACAUGGGACUGACCUGGGCUGUCAUACCAGUCACAGCAGCUCUGUCUUUCAUCAUUGGUGGACUUUUCUUCGCCAAGAAGAUGAGAGACAAAAAAUAUGUGACGAUGAUGGACCCGUUCCAGAUAAAGUAUGGAAAUGUGAUAAGUGGAGUUCUGUCCGUGGCACUGCUGAUAUCUGACAUCAUCUGGGUUACAGGAACUCUAAUAGGUUUAGGUGCAACAAUGAGUAUAAUCCUGGAUUUGCCGUACAUUCUUUGCAUUUGGAUCUCUGCUGCGGUCGCCAUCAUCUACACACUGCUGGGAGGCCUCUACUCUGUAGCCUACACAGACAUCAUACAGCUCACCCUCAUAUUCUUCAGCUUGUGGUUAUGUGUCCCCUUCAUCCUAAUGAACCCCCAUUCAGCUGACAUCACCAAGACCGCUUUCAACUUCACCUACCAGGCCCCCUGGAUUGGUUCAGUGAAUAAAGAAAGAGCGUGGAGGUGGAUUGAUAAUUUCUUAGUGUUGUCUUUGGGUAACCUUGGAUAUCAGGACUUCCAUCAGAGGACCCUGUCAGCCGCCUCGUCCGCCACAGCCAGGAUCACCUGCUUUAUUGCAGCUCCCCUCAUUUUCAUACUCGGAAUACCAUCCUUGUUGAUCGGAGCAGUUGCAGCAUCAACAGACUGGAACACGACCGCGUACGGCUCCCCAUCCCCGUACCAGCGUGGAGAGUCUAGUCAGGUUCUGCCCAUUGCUCUGCAGCACCUCACCCCACCCUACAUCUCAAUCAUCGGUAUCGGAGCUAUAGCUGCUGCCGUAAUGUCAUCAACGGACUCGGCUCUAUUAUCAGCAGCCUCUAUCUUCACAUCCAACAUAUACAAGACCAUCCUGAGGACCACGGCGUCAGAUCGGGAGCUGCAGUGGGUGAUCCGUGCCACUGUGGUACUGGUGGGCCUCGCUGGCACGGCGCUCACCUUCCUACACAGCAGCAUUAUGGCUUUCUGGAUCCUGGGCUCAAGUAUAACUUACAUCAUGAUUUUCCCUCAACUCGUCUGUGUCCUCUUCUUCAACCUCUCCAAUGGCUACGGCUCUGUCAUUGGCUUGCUCCUUGCAGUGUCACUGAGCGUGCUGAGCGGCGAGUCAUCAUUGGGGUUGCCUGUCGUUCUCCACUUCCCAGGUUGCACUCUUGUGGACGGGGUAUAUGUCCAGCGCUCUCCUGUUCAGACUAUAUGCAUGUUGUCCAACAUGUUUGCCACUUUGUUGUUCUCCUACCUGAUCUCCCUGCUAUUCAAUAAAGGACUGAUUCCUGAGAGGUGGGACAUAUUGAAAGUGAAAAGCGACAAACGACCACAGAACCUAAUGGUAAUGAGCAAUAGCAACACCAGAACAGAGGAGGAGGAGAGACCUGAUGUUCAAAGUGAGACUGAAUCAAUGUUGAACACAAAUAAGUAACAUUUAAAGAUAAUUGUUUAAUGGGGUGUUUACAUGGUUCGAAGGCUGCUAUAUUAUCAUGUCUUUUUAUAUUAAAUACAUUAAUGUUUAUAAAAAUGAGCCUUCCUGCCAGAGGAUGGUACAAGAAUUCAUCUCUUGCAGCAAUUGAAUGUGUUAGAGAAUUUGUAAUAAAUGCUUUGGCAGUGGUGUAAAAGUAUAUGAACUAAGGUACUUAAGUGCAGUUUUGAGAUAUUUGUACUUUACUUCAGUACAUUUAAGUUCCUAGCUACUUUGCAGAUCAGAUUAACAAAACAAAAUAUCAUCAACAAAAUUAUUAUUAUCUAUUAUUAUAGGUUAAAGUAAGACUUAAAUGAUCCCAAUGAGAAAUUCAGAAGCUACCCACCAGAAUAUAAAGUAAUUAAAAUUAGCCCUACCUUUAGCAGCUUCUACAAUAAAAAGAUGAAUGCAUCAAUAUUGAUGCUUUAAUCAUAGUCAUAGAACCAACAAUAGAACAUACAUUAUUCUGAAAUGGGUAUUUCUGCAUGACAAGCACUUUCACAUUUGGGACUUUUGGGCUUAUGUUGGUGCCAAUACAUGUGUAUAGUAAACUUUUCAAUGCAUUCCUUUCACUUGUACUGGUAUUUCUACAGUGCGGUAAUGCUACUCUUGUUUAAGUAAAUUAUAUGAAUACUUUUUUCGCCACUGUGCUUUGGUGUCUUUUCUAUUUUAGUGGGGUUUUGUUACUUUUUUGUACUUGUAUGUGAUACUGAUAUAUUUUUUUAAACUAUCAAUGAUGCAAUAAACAUCCUGAUAAAAUGAAAACAUUAAAAUAUCAAACUGUCUUGACAUGUUAAGUCACAUAUGGAAUGUAUUGAAUUGCUGAAUAAAUAAUGUUGUGACAUUCAUGACUUGGGCCUGUAUUUAGCUGGAGGUAAGAACAGGUAUACUAUAUGGUAAUUAUAUUCCUCCAUGGUUGUGCAUGUUUUGACUGGUUAUAAGUGCUCUAAUAAAAAGUUGUUUUUCACUCAGCAGCACCAGUCAUCCCACUUCAAGCACAUAAAGUUGAAUUAGGUAUUAUGUCUAUGUCUGAUUUGAUGGUAUGUGUAUACUGUGAGUGUAUAUGGUGGUGCAUAUGGUGGUCAAAGUUCAAAGCUGAUAUCUAGC